Molecule: messenger RNA, 1691 nt
Organism: Sinocyclocheilus rhinocerous
Lineage: Eukaryota; Metazoa; Chordata; Actinopteri; Cypriniformes; Cyprinidae
Product: cell adhesion molecule 2-like
Exons: 12
Coding region: 295-1623 (442 amino acids)
Biological process (GO): homophilic cell-cell adhesion
Source: RefSeq, a predicted model, not a curated record
AUCUGCGGAGGCGGGACUCUGCCUGCUCGCGCUCCCAGGAGGCGAUAGAUGCGUGAGCUGUACUUUUCUACUGUGUUGGAGCGCUUCGCAGUUUUCGAGCUGAGUCCGAGCGUCAAGUGAACGGCGUGCGGAAAGCGCAGUGGGACUUCAACCGUGGAGAAGUUAUCGAAGGAGCCUGUAGUAUUGAUUGCAGCAGCCUGCACCUGGAUAAGCCCCAUCAUCAGCGCGCGGAGAAGCGAAAGAGCGAAGAAAGUGUUGACGGCAAGCGGGCAGCUGUUAUAGAAGGAAGGCAAUAUGAUGGUGAAGCAGCACAUGCUGUUUACCCUGUACAGCAUCUGCGGGAUCGUCCUUAAAGAUAUUCUCGCCGUUUCAGUGGCGGCCACGAAAAACAAAGUGAGAGGAGCUCAAGGCCAGUUCCCUAUCGUCCAGAACAUGACUGUGACAGAAGGAGGAAUAGCCAACUUGACCUGCCGUGUGGAACACAAUGACAACACUUCCCUCCAGUGGUCAAACCCUGCACAACAGACGCUCUUCUUUGGGGACAAGAAAGCGCUGAGAGAUAACCGGAUUGAGCUGGUCCGAGCCACGUCGCAGGAGUUGACGAUCAGCAUCAGCGAGGUCACACUGGCAGACGAGGGGAUGUACACCUGCUCCCUCUUCACCAUGCCUGUCAAAACAGCCAGGGCUUUCCUCACCGUCCUGGGUGUGCCUAAGAAACCAGAGAUCAAUGGACUCACCAAGCCUGUGAUGGAGGGAGAUCAAAUCACUCUGACCUGUGUGACCUCUGGCAGCAAACCUGCGGCUGAUGUCCGAUGGUUCAAGAAUGAGAAGGAGAUCAAAGGUGCCAAAGAGGUGAAUGCCAGCGGCAAGACCUUCACAGUGAAGAGUUCCCUGCAGCUCCAGGUGAACCGGCAUGAUGACGGUAUGGCCUACACUUGUAGAGUGGACCACGUGGCCCUAACUGCCACCCAUGAAGAGAUAACACAGGUUUUAGAAGUCCACUAUGCUCCCUAUGUAGAGAUCAAACACUCCAUACCAGCCCCACUGGAGGGGCAGUACCUCAAACUGGAAUGUGUACCUCAUGGAAACCCCUCGCCAGACCCAGUACUCUGGACUAAAGACGGAGGAGAGCUGCCAGACCUGGAGCGUGUGAUUGUUGAAGGAAGAGAGCUCACCUUCAUGGCACUGAACAAAACAGACAACGGCACCUACCGCUGUGAAGCUACCAAUCACCUUGGCACCAGCCAUGCUGAAUAUAAGCUGGUUGUUAAAGAUGCCCCCACCACAUCGUCACCAUCCACAACUUCCCCUGCACCCACCCUCCCAGACACUACAGGUCCCUUAGACUCCAAGCAUCUCAAUUCUGCUGUCACCGGUAACAGAGAUCCUAAUGCCCUGCCAGGCCCGCCAGACCAUGCUCUGAUUGGUGGAAUUGUCGCUGUUGUCGUCUUUGCAACUUUGUGCUUAAUUAUUGUAUUGGGACGCUACCUGGCACGGCAUAAAGGCACGUAUUUGACAAACGAGGCCAAAGGAGCGGAUGACGCCCCGGACGCAGACACAGCCAUCAUCAAUGCUGACGGCAACCACGCACACGCAGAAGAAAAGAAAGAGUAUUUCAUUUAGACUGCAAGUGGCACUGCGCUCUUCUCUCUCUCUCUCUCUCUUUCUCUCUCCUCUCGUUCCUCCCCUGC